GAGGAUGCUAGAAAGAAGAAAAUACAGCGGCCCUAUAGACCUUGUCCAUAUAUAUCCAUUUCUAAUAAUGUAGAAAUCUUUGUCUAUAUAUAAAGAGUACACAAUUAUGGGUUCAACCUCAACCUCAAGUCAUACACUCUGGGAAGGGAGCUAGGGAUAUGAUAAACAAACAAAUGAAGAAAGAAAUGAGUUCAAGAAACCUAAGUUGUUGCAGUAGCUUAGCUCUGACAAUGAUUCUGCUUUCAUGUCACCCCAUUGUGUUGGAAGCUAAGUUGCAAGUUGGGUUUUACCGAAACUCGUGCAGGGCGGCUGAGCUUGUUGUCAAAGAUGAAGUCCGGAAAGCGUUCUUUCGUGACAGGGGAGUGGCUGCUGGGCUUGUCAGGGUGCAUUUCCAUGACUGCUUUGUAAGGGGCUGUGAUGGCUCGGUGCUCAUAGAUUCCACUCCUGCAAACAAAGCAGAGAAGGAUUCUCCCGCGAAUAAUCCAAGCCUGAGGGGAUUCGAGGUCAUCGACAAAGCAAAGGCUAGGCUGGAAUCCAUAUGUAAAGGAGUUGUGUCAUGUGCUGAUAUAUUGGCUUUUGCAGCCAGAGAUAGUGUAGAGAUAACUGGAGGGCUUGGCUAUGAUGUUCCGGCUGGAAGAAGAGAUGGCCAUAUUUCUUUAGCUUCUGAGGUUGCCAACAAUUUGCCAACGCCUUUCUUUAACGUCGAUCAGCUUACCACACUCUUUUGCAACAAGGGAUUCACGCAAAAAGAAAUGGUUACGCUCUCCGGAGCACACACCAUCGGGCGUUCUCACUGCACGUCGUUCAGCAACAGGCUAUACAAUUUUAACACGACGACGGGGCAAGACUCCAGCCUAGAUCCCCUCUAUGCAGCUAAACUGAAACAACAGUGCCCGCAAGGCAGUAAGGAUCCAAAUCUGGUGGUGCAAAUGGACCCUGCAACCCCGGCCAUCUUUGAUGUUGCCUACUACACCAAUGUUUUAGCGAACCGGGGUCUCUUAACCUCAGAUCAAACGCUGCUCACAGAUCCAUCCACUGCAAAACAAGUCAGUCAGAAUGCUCGAGCCCCGUUUCGCUGGAAAAGUAAAUUUGCUGCUGCAAUGGUGAAGAUGGGUAAACUUGGUGUCCUGACAGGGAAUGCCGGGGAAAUUCGAGCCAAUUGUAGAGUGGUUAAUCACUGAAGAUCAGAAGAGUGCAGGGUGUUGACCAAUUUAGAACUUUAAGAGUUUUUGUAUCAAGUCCUGUAUGUUAAUCUACAAGAAUGUUUAAGUUUAAGUGUUGAGUUU
Molecule: messenger RNA, 1286 nt
Organism: Ipomoea nil (Japanese morning glory)
Lineage: Eukaryota; Viridiplantae; Streptophyta; Magnoliopsida; Solanales; Convolvulaceae
Product: peroxidase 5-like
Exons: 4
Coding region: 159-1181 (340 amino acids)
Biological process (GO): hydrogen peroxide catabolic process; response to oxidative stress
Cellular component (GO): plant-type cell wall; plasmodesma
Molecular function (GO): heme binding; peroxidase activity
Source: RefSeq, a predicted model, not a curated record